AUGUGGCAUGUGGUGUUCAACAAUGCGCAUAUAUACACGAGGCAAACAAAGAGGCCUAUUUCGCAACUUGACAAAGCAAAACUUAAGCAAUCACAUUUUGAAAAAUACACUACCAUUGUUAUUCUUUCCCAAGGAGGGGGAUUAGACCUGGCCACGUGCUGCCCAAACCCAGACCCAGAAUCGGAUCAUGUCCUCCUCUGUCGCUCUCUUAGACGCCGAGCUAAGCGUGCUAAAGAACUGGUUUUGCUCAUUAACUUUAAAUUGAGGUCUUCUGGGGCAAAGAAAUCAUUGAAGGAGGAGGCAUUAGAUAACUUGAAAGUAUUGGGAUCAGCUUCAGUUGAAGCUAAGUCCCCACCUUCACCUGCCCAGGCAUUGUUGGGUGGAUUAACAGCUGGUGUUAUUUCCCUCAUUCUUUAUGAGUACACCACAAUUAUUGAGGCAGCUCUCAAUCACCAGACAAUUUCAGAUAAUAUCUCGGUGUGGCAGAUAACAAUAACCAUAAGCAUCAACUCUAUUGGUGUACUCCUUUGUAGCCUCCAGCUUACCAUUAAUUCCUUCACAGAAGAUUCUGGUGGCAAAGAUACUGAGAAUAAAGGUGAACAUAUAUCAGGCUCUCUGAAUUCGACAGCUGAGAGUCCCACAGAAUUAAAUAGCAGCAAGGAGAAUCAAAGUUCAGGACCAGGGAAUUUGCAGAGAAUCUGAGCAGAAAACUGGUGAUUAUUAUUGCUGAUCAUAUCCGGAGUGUUGCUUCCAUUACCUGGCACCAUCUCAUGGAGUUCAAGAACCCUUGCAACUGUAGUAACUUCCUCACCAAUCCUCUUGAAUGGGUUAGGAUUCUUGGCAGGUUCAAACGGGUGCAAUGGAUUAGAAUUUGAGUCAAGAAUGUGCAGAACAAUCACCAUAAUUACAGAAGCUGCCAACAUUGGUAUUGGACCAAAAAUCCACAUUAGCGAAGUAGUGGCAAAGUAGAUUGCUCGCAAUCCAAUUGACCAGAAAAUGCUUCCUCUUAUCACUGCCUUCUGUGCAUACGUCACAGGAAUAUCUGUGUUUGGCAUGCUGAUAAGGAAAUUUGCAUGGACAAAGCAUCUUACACAUUGAAGAAAACAAACGAAAGCCAACAAGAAGCAAAUAUUAAGGCUGAUAUAUUUGAUAGUAACAAUGGAUGAGCUUGUGUCGCCAUAGAUAAGAAUAUUUGUGAAGAUGUUAUUUGAAGAGCUGCCGUUCCAUGCUCCAAUCAGAGAGCUCAGAGCGAGAGAUGUCGAGGCCAGGAAAGUUGAUGCUGAAAUUGUACCAUUGAUGACUCCUAGUGCAAAACCUCUAUCCGUAGCCUCAAUCUGCGAAAAACAGAUUUGAUUGUAUAGAAUGGUUAAGCCAAAUUUUAUAUGAUUUUAGUAAAGUUAUAUGAAAAGGGGGAAUAUCUACCUGUACCAUUUUUUCAA
Messenger RNA from Mangifera indica (mango), 1439 nucleotides. RefSeq lists its product as uncharacterized. The coding region runs from base 1 to 702 and encodes 233 amino acids. The record is from RefSeq and is a predicted model, not a curated record. Gene Ontology annotation, cellular component: chloroplast thylakoid membrane. NCBI's taxonomy places the organism in Eukaryota, Viridiplantae, Streptophyta, Magnoliopsida, Sapindales, Anacardiaceae. The transcript is spliced from 7 exons.